AGGUAAGCCUCAGAUAUUAACGAGAAAGAUUAAUAAGAAAGGACGUGUUGGCAUCUCGUUUCAUUCAACAACACGCUCUCCUGACUUCUCUCCGAUCUAGGGUUUGCUCACACCGACAACGAUGAUCCAGCUCCUCUACUCGGUGAUCUUCGCCGAAAUGGCCUUAAUCCUCCUUCUCCUCUUCAAGACGCCUCUCCGGAAGCUAAUCAUCCUCACCUUCGAUCGCAUCAAACGCGGCCGCGGCCCCGUCGUCGUCAAAACCAUCGGCGCCACCGUCUUCGUCGUUCUUAUGUCCAGCGUCUACAGUUUGCUUAGUAUCCAACGCCGAUCUGAGGAUGGUGCCGUCCUCAAUCCUACCGAUCAGGUCCUCGCCUCCAAGCAUCUUCUCGAAGCUUCUCUCAUGGGGUUUGUGCUAUUUCUCUCGCUCAUGAUUGAUCGGCUACACCAUUACAUCAGGGAGUUGCGGUUGCUUAGGAAGACAAUGGAGACUGCAAAGAAACAGAACAGAAGUUUCGAGGAUGGCAAGAACACGAGCGGGGAAGAAGUUAAAGCGCUCGGGGAAGAAAUCGCAGCGUUUAAGGCAAAGAUCAAGAAAUUAGAAUCUGAAAGUGAAAGCAAAGGCAAAGAACUGAAAAGUGCACAAGCUGAAACAGAGGCUCUGAGAAAAUCAGCUGAUGGGUUUCUCAUGGAGUAUGAUAGGCUGCUUGAGGAUAAUCAGAAUCUCAGGAACCAGUUGGAGUCUAUCGGCCAUAGCCCAGAGGGAAAGAAGAGUAUGUGAAACAGAGAAAUACAAUGGUAUUAAUGUAAUAUUUUCUUUUGUAGAGCACAAAGAAACUUUAGGAAAUGUGGAUUUUCUGAUCUUUGCUUUCUUACAUUAUGAUAUGUUUUCUUAUCUUUGAAAAUACUUUAAUGUGUUUUGAUAUAUAGUAGACAUAAUUGUGGUAUA
Molecule: messenger RNA, 946 nt
Organism: Raphanus sativus (radish)
Lineage: Eukaryota; Viridiplantae; Streptophyta; Magnoliopsida; Brassicales; Brassicaceae
Exons: 2
Coding region: 122-778 (218 amino acids)
Biological process (GO): intracellular protein transport; endoplasmic reticulum to Golgi vesicle-mediated transport
Cellular component (GO): endoplasmic reticulum; endoplasmic reticulum membrane
Source: RefSeq, a predicted model, not a curated record